This is a messenger RNA of Myripristis murdjan (pinecone soldierfish), 5589 nucleotides long. It is a transcript of the gene ift140, whose product is annotated as intraflagellar transport 140 homolog (Chlamydomonas). Gene Ontology annotation, molecular function: protein binding. Gene Ontology annotation, cellular component: ciliary basal body; axoneme; intraciliary transport particle A. The record is from RefSeq and is a predicted model, not a curated record. Gene Ontology annotation, biological process: intraciliary retrograde transport. The transcript has 30 exons. Bases 268 to 4629 code for a protein of 1453 amino acids. NCBI's taxonomy places the organism in Eukaryota, Metazoa, Chordata, Actinopteri, Holocentriformes, Holocentridae.
UCUCCAUGCAUGGAUGUAGAUGAUUCCCCACCCCGUUAUCACAGCAUGAUGCGCUCGUCUGCUGUUGAACGUGCUCGGCUUCUGUUCGGUGUUUUCCGUGACUCCGCCUCCAGGCCAGCCCUCCCGUUUGUUGUCAGGGGCAACUGGAAGAGACGCUUUUUCCUCUCGGGAGUGGAACGCAACACAACACAGGAUUUUAUGAUCGAUGAUUUCUGGUACAAGUUUAAGCAGCUGUAAGACGGCGUCUGUUGGCAGAACACUAGGGAUAUGGCGGUGUAUUUUGACCACCGCAUUGAGGCCCCUGAGUGUAGUGAGGUGCCCUCUCAGGUGGCAUGGCACUCCACUCUGCCUGUCCUGGCUGUGGCAUCAAGCAGCUCCACCUCUGGAGGCAACGUGGACCUCUACCUGCAGCAGGGAGAGUUUGUGGAGAGCUGCCAUGUGAACCGUCCUAACCAGCCCACAGUACUGCGCUGGCACCCCAUCAAGCCAGUGCUGGCGCUAGGCUGGGAGAAUGGAGAGGUGCUGCUGCUGACACAUCCCUCUGGAGAUCAGACAGUCCUACCCAACACACAUAACGCCUCCAUCACACUGCUGGAGUGGAGCAGCUCUGGCAGCCGCUUGGUCACCGGGGAUCAGAUGGGUGUGCUAGCAGUAUGGAAGCUAGAUGCCAGAGGGAGACUCCAGGGAAACCAUCUAGUGAAGCAUGAAUACAACAAACCCUUAACAUGCUGCAUCUUCAGGCCUGCCCCACCUGGCGAUGAUGUGGCAAAGCUGGCCCGAGCAUCAGUGAGUGGAGAUGAGAGUGCUCUAGACAAGUUCAGCUGGAAGGGAGCACCUCUAAAGAUGGGCCCCCAGGAGGGACUUAUGUUCUACGUCAGCACCACAGAUGGUAAGGUCUACAGUGUGGAUGAGCGUGGUAAGACCAGUGCACUUCUCAGUGUGGAGGGCUCCAUCCUGAAACUCUUCUACCAUGAGAAGAGAGAGGCACUUGCUGUGAUCACAGAGACCUUGAUGCUGUCGCAGUACACGCUGGGACCAGAGGGAGGAGCCCAGGAACUCAUGAAGGUCAAGUUGAGCAGCAAGAGUGGGCAGAAUACAGAUAUUGUCUGGACAGAGAAUGGCCUCCUCAUCACAGCGACAGGGGAGCAGGUCAUCAGGCUUUGGGACUUGGAAAGAGAUGACAACUAUGUUUUGUCUCUUGACGAGACUCUGGGGUUUGAGAGAGGAGAGAUCAUCAACUGUGUUUCAUACUGUGCUGGAAAAGAAAUCCUGGCAGCUGGCACCAGCCACGGGCGGAUAGCCAUGUGGAGGAUGGUGGUGCAGCCCGGUAGCAACAGAAAUGACACCAAGGGCCAGUGGAAAUUACAGACGCCCACUGAGAUAGAGGGAAAUGUCAUUCAGCUAAGGUGGGGCUCCAGCUUGAAUCUGCUGGCAGCCAACAGUUCAAGCACCGUGCUGAUCCUGUGUGAGCAUGUGAUGUCGGCCCACUUCAGCCAGCAGGUGGCGGCGGUGCAGGUCACCCCCUCCCAGCUCAGCAUCGCUCAGUACAACACAGGAAUGCACCUUACUCUCCAAUCUGACAUACACAUCAAAGGAGUCUGUGUUACCAAGGACUCAGUGACAGUGUGGAGUGGCAAGCAGGUCACUGUGUAUGAGCUUGCAGGAACAGCUCUUCGCAACACAGGAUCUUUCCCAUGUGAUUCCCAUGUGGUAGCUGUGCAUGAUGAGAACCUCUACACUGUGGAACCAAACAGGGUCCAGGUCCGAACGCCACAGGGCACAGUGAAGCAAUUACUGACGUUCUCCAAGACUGAAGGCAACCCUGUGCUGCUCAGUGUGUGUCAGGCCUACCUGGUUGUCGGCACGGACACAGCACACAUCAAAGUCUUUGACCUCACCAGAAGAGAUGCCAAAGCUCAUUGUAAUGCGAAGAACCUGGCAGACCAGAUUGCCAAUUUGGGAGCCCUGAGAUCCGUUAAAUGUAACGCCAGUGGCAACCAAGUCAGCAUCCUAAUCUCUCAGGUGAAUGGACGGCCUGAUCACAAAGUGUACUUCUAUGACCUCGAGAUGGACACUGUGACACACUUUGACUUUUUCACCGGCAGGCCGUCCAGUGGUUUGUCACAGCGGGAAGACAGUGAAAGGCAACAGUUCCAGGUGACAGAGCUCAGCGGUCGCUGCCCUAUAUCUCACUUCUGGGAUGAGAGCGAACCUCGUCUUUUUGUUUGUGAGACAGAGCCGAUCAGCUCUGAAUCCUUAUCAGCGAGUCACUCGGAUACGGUGGACAUUUCAGUGGUGACGCUCUUCUGCACUCAAGAGCAUGGACUCCUCCUACAAGACUGCUACCCCAAACCUGCAGGCCUACAGGCCCUCCUGGCUCUGGAUGUGCCCUUCUAUUAUUUCAGUUGCAAGCCUGGUGAGAGAGAUCCAGCGGAGGUUUCAGCCCCAGCUUCAGCCUCUCCACCUCAAACACAGGCAUCAAGACGAUCCUCAGCCCCGGUUCCUCAUUUGCCCCAUAUGGUGUCCAGACGAGCCCUCAGGGACUUUGUGGGACUUGAGAACUGUGAAAAGGCCACCCGGGAUGCCAUGCUCAACUUCAGCUUCUACUUGACCAUUGGUGACAUGGAUGAGGCCUUCAAGUCCAUCAAGCUCAUCAAGAGUAAGGCAGUAUGGGAAAAUAUGGCACGAAUGUGUGUGAAAACCCGGCGACUGGAUGUGGCACAAGUCUGCCUGGGGAAUAUGGGAAAUGCCAGGGCAGCUCGGGCACUGAAGGAGGCUGGGCCUGAACCAGAAGCCCAGGUGGCAAUGUUGGCCAUUCAGCUUGGCAUGCUGGAAGAUGCCGAAAAGCUGUACAAGGGCUGUCGGCGCUACGACCUCCUGAACAAGUUCUACCAGUCGUCUGGCCAAUGGCAGAAAGCGCUGGAGACAGCUGAGAACCAUGACCGCAUCCACCUGCGCACCACCUACUACAAUUAUGCCAGAUACCUGGAGGCCAUGGGUGACAAGAGCCUGGCUCUAACAUACUAUGAGAAUUCGGACACCCACAGGUUUGAAGUGCCCAGAAUGCUGCAGGAUGAUGCAUUAUCUUUAGAAAUCUACGUUAACAAAAUGAAAGACAAGAACAUCUACAAGUGGUGGGCCCAGUACCUGGAGAGCCAAUCAGACAUGGAGACAGCUCUGCGUUUCUAUGAGUACGCCCAGGAUUACCUCUCCCUGGUUCGAGUCCACUGCUACAAUGGAAACAUUCAGAAGGCGUCUGAGAUAGCCAACAACACAGGCGACAGAGCAGCAUCAUACCACCUGGCCAGACAGUAUGAGGGUCAUGACAAUAUCAAACAGGCAGUCCACUUCUACACCCGAGCUCAGGCCUACAACAAUGCCAUACGACUUUGUAAGGAGAAUGGGCUGGAUGAUCAGCUGAUGAACCUGGCUCUGCUCAGUAAUCCGGAGGACAUGAUGGAGGCUGCAUGUUACUACGAGGAGAAAGGAACCCAUAUGGAUCGAGCGGUGGUGCUCUAUCAUAAGGCUGGUCAUGUCUCCAAGGCUCUUGAGUUGGCCUUUGCCACCCAGCAAUUCUCUGCACUUCAGCUGAUUGCUGAGGAUCUAAAUGAGAACUCUGACCCCUCCCUUCUGGCACGCUGCUCUGACUUCUUUAUCAAACAUACCCAAUAUGAGAAGGCUGUGGAGCUAUUAGUAGCAGCCAAGAAGUAUUCCCAAGCCCUGCAGCUGUGUCUGGAACAGAAUUUGACCAUCACAGAGGAGCUGGCAGACAGUAUGGCCAUUACUGACUCUAAAGACUUGUCUGAAGAUGCCCGCAAGGAUCUGCUGGAGAGGAUUGCCGACUGCUGCAUGCGUCAGGGCAAUUACCACCUGGCCACCAAGAAAUACACACAGGCGGGCAACAAGCUCAAGGCCAUGAGAGCACUGCUGAAGUCAGGUGAUACUGAGAAGAUAAUAUUCUUUGCCAGUGUUUGCCGUCAGAAAGAGCUUUUCAUCAUGGCAGCCAACUACCUGCAGUCUCUGGACUGGCGACAAAAUCCAGAGAUCCUGAAGAAUAUUAUUGGUUUCUACACCAAAGGCAGGGCACUGGACUUGCUUGGUGGCUUCUAUGAAGCCUGUGCUCAGGUGGAGAUUGAUGAGUACCAGAACUAUGAAAAGGCUCUGAAUGCUCUCACUGAGGCCUACAAGUGUCUUUCAAAAGCCAAGGACCGUUCCUCCGGACAACAGGAAGUAAGACUGGCUGACUUGCAACAUAAAACCACUCUGAUCAAGAGGUUCCUCCAGGCACGCAGGUUGUAUGCAGAGGAGCCAGGGGAGGCGGUGCGGUUAUGUGAAGCCCUGCUGGAGGAGCCAGAGUUGGACUCUGCUGUCAGAAUCGGAGAUGCAUAUGGUUUCCUGGUGGAACACCACUGUCAGCAAGGCAGCUUCCAAGUGGCCUAUCGGAGGCUUGAGGCGCUCCAGAAGCUUUUGCCCUCCCAAAACAUACGGUACUACAUCAGUCAGGAGAGCCUGGAGGCACUGCAGAAAGCGCUGGGCGUGCACAUGGGCCAGGGUGACCGCAGAGACAGUGAGAGAGAGGAAGACGAGGUGGAGGAGGACUUAAGUCUGGGGUCUCACCAAGGCAACUGACCCUUAAUAAAAGAUGGCUCCUUUCAAAUAUACACCAGAUCUGUAUUUGAUGGAUUUCUACAAAACCUUAGACUUGUGUUUCAAAAUGUUCAAACAAAUGAUCUUACGAUUUUAACGUCUGGGAAAAGGGAACACUAUAUUGAGUUAUUUCAUGCAGCUAUUCAGUGUCAUUUCAUUUUCUGAAUGAAUUCGUAUCACUGAUGCUACUGGGAUGCUUGCCUUAUGCAAACGGGUGGAUGAGAGGUGGGCAAAUGCCUUCUUUUGCGCUGAAAUUUAUUUUUGAACUUUUGCUCUGAACGUGUUGUAAUAUAGAUCCUCAAGUUAUGGUUACAUGAUUAUUAUACUCUUCUUUUUUACUGAAGUAAAUUACUGAAUUCUGAACAAUUUGUUAUGCAGUUUUAUUGAAGUGGCGAUAAAUUGAAUCUCCUUUAAGUGUCAAAACACUCAUGUCUAUAAAAUAUUUUGCAGUUUUUGAUAACCUGUGAAACAUUUUGUAUUUAGUGUCAGAGAUUGUGAAUUCAUGUUUUAGCAGUCCGAUUUUGUACACUUUCUGAAAGUUCAUACGAAUGAAGGGUUUGUAAAAAGUAUUGCAUUUUUUUGUCACUUAAAGGGGUUUAUACAUUUUCCUUUAUAGUAUGAUUUUCAUCUGACGGUGGUACUUAUAGCACUCUGAAACUCUCUCUCUCUCUCUCUCUCUCUCUCUCUCUCUCUCUCUCUCUCUCUCUCUCUCUCUCUCUCUCUCUCUCUCUCUCUCUCUCUCUCUGAUACAACUAUUACCUUACCUGACAGGUUAAAUGAUGACUGAGUUAUUUCAUUAUCAAAUAAUGUAGAGUUAUUGUUACUCAAAUGACAGGGCAUAGAUUGUGCCAAAAGUUGUCUGGUGGGAUGUCAGCAAGAAUGAAACAUACAACUUUCGCCUGAGCCUUUCAAAAUAAAGGUAUUGUUGACAUUGUCUUGCAA